This is a messenger RNA of Staurois parvus, 406 nucleotides long. The record is from the annotation of a GenBank genome assembly. NCBI's taxonomy places the organism in Eukaryota, Metazoa, Chordata, Amphibia, Anura, Ranidae.
AGUCAUCCAAUCAUGUCUGGUCGCGGCAAACAAGGAGGCAAGGCUCGGGCUAAGGCCAAGACCCGAUCGUCCCGGGCCGGUCUGCAGUUCCCCGUCGGUCGUGUUUCACCGUCUGCUCCGGAAGGGCAACUAUGCCGAGCGGGUCGGGGCCGGAGCUCCCGUCUAUCUGGCCGCCGUCCUGGAGUAUCUGACGGCUGAGAUCCUGGAGCUGGCCGGCAACGCCGCCCGAGACAACAAGAAGACCCGCAUCAUCCCCCGACACCUCCAGCUGGCUGUCCGCAACGACGAGGAGCUCAACAAGCUGCUGGGCGGCGUCACCAUCGCCCAGGGAGGAGUCCUGCCCAACAUCCAGGCCGUGCUGCUGCCCAAGAAGACCGAGAGCCACAAGGCCGCCAAGAGCAAGUAA